GGGAGCCGGUGCGGCUACCAGUGUACGGUUGGAGGCGGAGGGUUGAGUACCGGGGCCCAUCGAUCUGCUCGAGCAGCAAGUUAGCUUGUGCACUGUUGCAGGAGCAGAUCAACCUUGCCGUGAAAAUGAAAGCCUGUGUGAUUUUUGCGCUCGCCGUUCACAUGGCGAGCGCCGUCAGUUUUUUCUCUCUGGGCUCCAAUUUUCACAGCCUUAACAGCCUGAGGUCUUUCGAAGAGUGGGAGUCGUUCAAGCAGGAGCAUGGCAAGUCGUAUGGAUCCCCGGAGGAGGAGAACCUGCGCUUCUCCAUCUUCCACUCCAACAAGAAGAUGAUCGACGAGCACAACGAGCGUCAUCGGCGCGGCGAGCACAGCUUCUCGCUGAAGAUUAACCAGUUCGCUGACCUGCUGGGGGAAGAGUUCGUGGCCACGAUGAACGGGUACCAGCAGCACAAGAAGGUGCACGGCCAGGGCGCCACCCACCUGCGGCUGGCAUCCGAGAUCCAGCUGCCGGACAGCAUGGACUGGCGCACCAAGGGCGCCGUCACACCCGUCAAGGACCAGGGUCAAUGCGGCUCGUGUUGGGCCUUCUCGUCGACGGGGUCGCUGGAGGGUCAGCACUUCCGCAAGACCGGCCAGCUGGUGUCCCUGAGCGAGCAGAAUCUGGUGGACUGCAGCACCUCGUUCGGCAACGACGGCUGCGACGGUGGCCUCAUGGACGACGCAUUCAAGUACGUCAAAGCCAACGGCGGGAUCGACACGGAGGCGUCGUACCCGUACCAGGGGGAGGACGAGCCUUGCCGCUUCAACAAGGCGGAUGUGGGCGCCACCGACGUCGGCUACAUGGACGUGCCGGCCGGCGAUGAGGACGCUCUGAAGGAGGCCGUGGCCGUGCACGGGCCCGUCUCCAUCGCCAUCGACGCCAGCCAGUCGUCCUUCCAGUUCUACCACAACGGCAUCUACGACGAUCCGAAUUGCUCCAGCACGCAGCUGGACCACGGCGUGCUGGCCGUUGGCUACGGCACGGACGACCAGGGCCGCGACUUCUGGCUCGUGAAGAACAGCUGGUCGCCCAGUUGGGGAAACAAGGGAUACAUCAAGAUCGCCCGCAACGAGAACAACGUCUGCGGUGUGGCGACCAGUGCCAGCCUGCCCCUUGUGUAAUCACGACAUCCAAUCGGCCGAAUUUCAGGCUCGCUUUAUGUCGAAUGUGAGAGUGAUUUGGUAGUCACUUGAGGGGUGUUAGUUUAUUUGUGAAUCACUAGUUCAUGACCAGCACCUCCGCUGGAGUGCAGUCCACAUUUUCAUUUCCGCUCGCAUCGAAAAUGUUGCACGUAUAUUAGGUGCGGUGUGAAAACAUGAAGCCAUGCACGCAACCAAUCUGUGCUCUUCCGGUACAUGGCUGGCUAUACGAGGAUAGGCUUUGUCUCGGGAUUUUCGAAUAUGUUGUAGCGACUCUUGUGAUGUUUACGUGCGACAUUAAUACACGUGCCAAACGAUA
Pollicipes pollicipes is the source of this 1497-nucleotide messenger RNA. RefSeq names its product procathepsin L. The record is from RefSeq and is a predicted model, not a curated record. NCBI's taxonomy places the organism in Eukaryota, Metazoa, Arthropoda, Thecostraca, Pollicipedomorpha, Pollicipedidae. Gene Ontology annotation, molecular function: cysteine-type peptidase activity. The transcript has a single exon. Gene Ontology annotation, biological process: proteolysis. The coding region runs from base 126 to 1160 and encodes 344 amino acids.